This is a messenger RNA of Diospyros lotus (date-plum), 306 nucleotides long. Its product is annotated as secreted RxLR effector protein 161-like. The coding region runs from base 1 to 306 and encodes 101 amino acids. Lineage: Eukaryota; Viridiplantae; Streptophyta; Magnoliopsida; Ericales; Ebenaceae. The transcript is spliced from 2 exons. The record is from RefSeq and is a predicted model, not a curated record.
AUGGAAAAUGUUCCAUAUGCUAAUGCAAUUGGAACUAUCAUGUAUGCUAUGAUUAGUACUAGGCCUGAUCUAGCCUAUGCUAUAUCAUCUCUCAGCAGAUUCAUGUCCAACCCAGGGGAUAGAGACCCCCGAAAGUCCACUACUACUUUAUAUUUCACCUUAGGUAGAAAUUGCAUCAACUGGAAGUCACAAUUGCAGCCUCUGGUUGCUCUGUCUUCCACUGAGGCUGAGUAUGUAGCAGUGACUGAUGCUGUGAAGGAGGCUGUUUGGCUUCAAGAUAUACUUCGGGAAAUUCACCUGCUUUAA